CCGCCAGUUGUUGGCCAGUCGCACCGGCCGGGAGCGGGAGCGGGAGCUGAAGCUGAAGCGGGGGGGCCCGGCUCCGCAGCCGCCGUAGCGAGUUCGUAGGCGCAGGAGGCGGUGGUGGUGAGGAGGAGAGGGGGAGCGUCGGGGUGAGCGAGUCAGAUGCGCUCGGAAUGGGGAAGCCCGUCGAUGUGGAGCUCGGCAGCGGGGCGGGAGGCCUCGAGAUCGCCGGCGGCCGAGGCGGAGGAGGACGGGGUGGGAGAGUCUGCGGCGCGAUCGGGCGGGCGGCGUCCUUCCGGUGCGUGUUCGUGCUCCUGCUCGUGGCUGGAGUGCUCAUCCCGGCGCUGUUCCUGCUCGUGCCCUCCCGCCCCAAGGGGUACCUCUCCGACGACCCAGAUGUGCUCGCAGCUGAAAUCAAGGUUGGGUUCACUUUGGAAAAACGAGUGUCAUUCCUUACUACUCACAUAGACAAACUAGGGAGUGACAUAUUUGAAGACAUUGGUGUACCUAAUAGCAAGGUUUCCAUUGUUUCAAUGCGCCCCUUAACUUCCAAAUACUCCACACAUGUUGUUUUUGGUGUUCUUCCUUAUCUAAAAGAUGCUUCAAUAAGUUUGCCGGCCCUAAGUGUGCUGAGAUCAUCUUUAAUAGAGAUGAUGCUCCAGCAGCUGAACCUAUCCUUGACACCAUCACUUUUCGGGCAUCCAACUUCCUUUGAGCUUUUGAGAUUCCCUGGUGGAAUUACUGUGAUUCCUACGCAGUCUGGUUCCAUAUGGGCGAGCACAGAUCUCCUAUUCAACUUUGUGCUGAACAACUCCAUUUAUCAGAUCUUGGGUAAUCUUACAGAGCUAAAAGAACAGCUGAAACUUGGAUUGAACUUGAGGUCAUAUGAGAAAAUAUAUCUGCAGUUCAGGAAUGAGAUUGGUUCUUCAGUUGAAGCUCCAGCAACUAUUGGGGCAUCGGUGUUAGAUGGAAGCAGUAAUCUUUUACCAGAUAGAUUGAAACAACUAGCUCAGCUAAUCACAGAACCUGGUGCGAAGAACCUAGGGCUUAAUCACUCUGUAUUUGGUAAAGUAAAAGGUGUUCAGCUGUCAUCAUACCUGCAACACUCGAUUUCGGAUAUGUCUCCUGGUCCAUCUCCAUCUCCUUCACCAUCUCCAUCUCCUUCUCCAUCCCCAUCACAAUCACCUUCUCCAAGUAUGCCACCAUCCUUGUCACCGUUUGGAAGCAUCCCCCCAACAUAUAUGAUCCCGAGUUUCCCUCCUCAAGCUUCUCCGCCUUUAUGGAGCAGACACACCUGCUUUCCAUGUUUUAGUUGUAACAGCUUUCCUCCAUCUGGUAGUCCUAUGGUAAACCCACCUUGCAUCAGUAGACACCCUAAGCUGCCCCCGUUUCUGCAUGCGCCAAAGCCAUCUAGUGUUCCUUCCCCUCGAACACACCUUUCUCCAGUGUUUCCACCAGUUCCUGCUCAUGUAAAUGCUCCCCGUCCCUUACCAACUCCCAACCAUUUUCCAAAAACAGCCCCUGGACCAACUUCACAAAUGAUGCCAAUACCUUCACCCUCACUGCCUGUAUUUCAACAUCCUAUGCCCCCAAUGAAAAAGCGAAAUAGAAGAACACCUAAGUUCCCUGCAAUUGCUCCGUCUCCAUAUGCUCUCCUUCGUACCUGAAGUUAUGCUUGGUUGGAUUGCUUCGCCCGUUGGUCAUGCAUCAUCACAAAACCUAGCCAGAAUACAAGGUCACUGUGGUUGCAAUUUUGCUGCUUCAGAUAUAACCAUGAAUCACGACCAUGGGCUAUGAUAUUGCAAAGGUCGGGUUCUGUUUAUCGGUAACUUUUAGCCAUGUGGUGAAUUCUGGUGCUUCUGAGGUGGGAAUGUGGGAUUAACUGUAGAUAUAGGUCCAUAUUAUGCUAAUGUACCAGGGUUUUAUGCCACGAAGGUGGCCGCCCCACACCUCUACCAAAUUGUAAGUUCUCACCGAAGGGUUUGGGGCUUAUGGUAGAGGAGAAUGUAACGAGUCCCGUACUGGUGUCCUCUUUCUGUGGUAUGACUCUUUUCCUUGUAGCAUAUUGAGCAUAAUACAACACCCAACUUUGCCGCAACGUUUCAUUGUGUUCUACUUGUUGUACAUCGAACUUUUAAAUCAUGUGAAUAAUUUGCUUU
This is a messenger RNA of Phragmites australis (common reed), 2153 nucleotides long. RefSeq lists its product as uncharacterized. The record is from RefSeq and is a predicted model, not a curated record. The coding region runs from base 168 to 1661 and encodes 497 amino acids. NCBI's taxonomy places the organism in Eukaryota, Viridiplantae, Streptophyta, Magnoliopsida, Poales, Poaceae. The transcript is spliced from 5 exons.